Messenger RNA from Hylaeus anthracinus, 2322 nucleotides. RefSeq lists its product as uncharacterized. Lineage: Eukaryota; Metazoa; Arthropoda; Insecta; Hymenoptera; Colletidae. The record is from RefSeq and is a predicted model, not a curated record. The transcript is spliced from 4 exons. Bases 1083 to 2042 code for a protein of 319 amino acids. Gene Ontology annotation, molecular function: protein binding.
CUCUCGAGGGCAUAGCAUGUGCAACGUCAAUCUUGUUAACGACGCAUUCAGCGUAACGAGAGAGCAUUAGCGUUCGCGUUUCCCAUGUUGUUCGUUUUGGGCGUGUAAUUACACGCUUCGACAAAAACGUCGAUAACUGUGCCAGCGAAAACCAACGAAGCCAACGAAUUAGUAAGCGCCACCCGCGUCGCUGGCAUUCGCUGCGCCGACAGAGUUCCUGUUCUGCCAUAAUCUCUGGUUCUACCUCGAGUCGAUUGGCUUUGUUUCGACUGUACUCGGCGUCGACUUCUCAUGAACGUACAACCUGUGCUGUCGCACAGGGGCCGUUUAGAAGAAUCUCGCGCUUCGUCUAAAGAAUUCUACCUCGUAAUUAUUUUCAAUUAAUUUGCGAGUGAAGAAGAUAUCUGAGCUUUUGCUUUUUGAAUCUUUUGAGCUUAUCCUCUGUUUGACACAGGAAAGUUUGAAAGUCGCAAAAAAUGGGAUUCUAUUAGAACAAGUUUAGCUUGUUCUACUUGUUCGCGUUAAGUCGCAUACUUAUAGCUGGCAUCGAUUUUCCGUUCUGCGUUUCCGUGCAUUUUGCUCUUCUGGCGCUGGAAUGUUAAUGGGUGGCAAAUAUAACCGCGAUGUAGCUGCACCUUGACUCUUGCCAGACUGUGCGAGUUUAUGUGGGUAAUCGGAUCAAGGUGCGCGAUGAAAGAAAAUUAAAGAGAAACCGGCGUCCACGAUUAAAACCUGAAGAUCGUGUUCCGUGGAAGGACAGGAUUUCUUCAAUGUCACUCUCGUUAAAAAAUGAGAACACCUCGUGUUUCCACAGUAACACCCCAACGGAAGUAAAAAGCAGGUGACGCACAAACGUGUCCGUUGUUAUCAUAGCACACGUUCGCCUAACCCCACACCUAACGUAAGGGAAGAAUUCCUCAAUUUAAUCGAUUCCCCGUCGAAAAAUGUCUCGUGAAUCAGACGAGCACAGGACAGAAGUAAAGAAAGCAAAAAUAUAAACAACUGGAAGAAUGUACGAACGAUAGACGCCAUUUAUCGUUCGAGUGAAAACAAAAGCGAUGGGCGGAUGAUACGUCUGACAGAUGUCAAAAUUUCCAGUCCCAUCUGCUCGAUGCAGUAAACCCAAAAGAAAGGAAAAUGGCGAGCACCGCGACCGUAAACAUUGCCUACGGCCAGAGGACGAUGUGAGAGGACGAGCGCGUAACAAUGGAAACGCAACGAGGAUGGACGUGUCUGCGACGAUCACUCGAGAGCCCAUUAGGAAGCGUGCCAAAAUCGGUAACAAGUGCACUGCGUGGAUCGUGGACACGGCAUCGUUCCCUACGACGGGAAUCGCUUCGUUACCAGUGGAGAUCAUCUUCAAAAUCCUCUCCUACCUCGCGUACAAGGACCUGUGCACAGUCAGACGCCUCUCUUUAUACUUCGAGCAACUUGCGCGCGACCCAUUUCUGUGGCGAACUUACGAGGUGACGAACAACGAACAGGACACUAUGAAGGUGAUCACGGAGCUGAAGAGGAUGCCCUUGCUGAGGACGUUCAGCAUAAGCGUCAGAGCGGACUGCGACGAAAUCCUGCGACAGUUACCGAUCACGAACAAAAGGCUCGAGGAGUUGCACGUUACCAAUUGCACAGGCUCGACGUCGAAACUGUACCUACGCUCUGCUCAGCUGAUCCGCAUACUGGAGAGGUGCCGCAAUUUGCACACGAUCAAUAUACUCGGUAACAGAUUCCGCGGUCGGAAAUUCUAUCGGCUCCUGGCCGGCAUGGGCCAGCAGCUCAGAACCUUCAACGCCCCAGCGACGAGUUUGCAGUUCUGCACCUUCAUCAAGUGCAUCAGUCAGAUCACGGAAGAGGACCGGCAGACGAUCUGCUCGAUCUGUGCCGGUUCGAAGAACUGGGAGCCCUUGUACUACUUCCUGAGGAGACGAUCCGACCGCGACUCGUCCACGAUCCUGAUCAGCUACCUCAGCAACGACAUUGUGCUGACCGACGUUGGUCGACCUACUCGCAACCUCUCCAUCACCGUAGCAACGCGUUCCUGACACGAGCAAGAAACGAACAGGGGUUGUUCGGUGUCGUGACAAUGUAAAAAGUGUAAAAAGCUCGCAACAAGGCAAUUUCGUCCGAUUUUUAUCACACUCCGCUAAGGAUACGUGUGUACUCUGUUACGUUGUACAAAUACAUAGGCACUAUGCAUACUUUUCCUGAGAAGGCCAGUCUUUUCGAAAUCGGCACAGCGAUCUAGGUAACGAAGGUGAUCUGGAUAGAUCGAUACUUUGGUAGAGUGCAUAGUGUGGUAAGUAGACGAAAAUUAAGAAAAUG